CUCCAAAUGCUCUUUCUUCCAAUUUUAAUCUUAAAUCUACUCAUCAUCACACAUGCAAUUGAUAUAAUUCCUCGAGAAGUUUUGUUCCAAGAUCCAAAAUAUUCAUCAGUUUCAUUGAGUCCUGACGCGAAACAAGUUGGAUACGUGGCUCCUGAUGAAAAUGGAAUCAGAAAUGUAUUCACGAGAUGCUCAUCGUGCUCAUAUUCAAGACAAGUCACUUUUGAGACUGAACAUCCUAUUUUGAAUUACGUUUGGACCGCUAUUCCAGAUGUUAUUCUGUUCACUCAAGAUAAUCAUGGAGAUGAGAAUACUCGCAUUUACAAGAAAAAUAUUUCUGCGACAGCCAUCGCUGCUGACAAAACCCAACGAGUAGUAAUUAGUGAGAAGCCGAUGGUGAAAGCAAUGAUUUUAUCAAACAACUUGAUUUCGGAGACAGUUCUUAUUGGAAUGAAUGAUGAAAAUCCAGCACUCCAUAAUAUUUAUGCAUUCAAUUGUCAAACUGAUGAAUUGAAGUUGGUACUUCAAAAUAGAAGAUUUUCAAUAUUUUUCUUUGAUAAUGAUUUGAAUGUUCGAUUGGCAAGUGAAGAAGGACCAGAUGGAGAAAUGAUUUAUUAUCGACCAAGAAGCAAUGAAGGUGCUAGAACAACUGAACAAAAUACUUGGGUGGAGUAUUUGAGAAUUCAGCAUGAUGAUAAGGCAAUCACUAUGCCCAUCACAUUCGAUAAAUCUAACAAUUUUAUGUACUGGAUUAUGGGAGACGGCAGUGAUUUGGGAAAUCUCGUCGUUUUUCCAUUUGAAGAUCCACAACAGAAAGAGAUUCUUUACACUGCACAAAGAGCGCAAAUUGGAAAUGUUUUGAUUCAUCCAACUGACAAAACUCUAUUGGCUGUAACUGAAGUUUAUCAUAAGCCAGAGCUUUUUGUGGCAAAUGAGACAUUUAUGGAGGAUCUUCAGUAUUUGGUCAACAUGAAACCUUCUGGAUCUAUGAAUAUUGUUAGCAUGAGUAUUGAUAUGUCAACCUGGUUGGUUACCUAUUCCUCAUCCGAUGAGCCAUAUGACAUUUACUUGUACAGAAGAUGGAAUAAGAAGGCUGAACUUUUCAUGAGCACACGUCCAGAACUCAAGAAGUAUACGUUGAACAAGCAAAUUGGAUUCGAUUUCAGAGCAAGAGAUGAAAUGACCAUUCAAGCUUAUUUGUCACUUCCACCACAGGCUCCACUACUGAAAUCAUCACAAGUUCCAGAUGGUGAUCGUCCUUAUGCAAACCUUGGAAUGAUUCCAGCAGUUCCACAGAAAAUGAUUGUUUUAGUUCAUGGAGGACCAAAAGCUCGUGAUCAUUAUGGAUUCUCACCAAUGAAUGCGUGGUUGACAAACCGUGGAUACUCAGUCCUUCAAGUCAAUUUCCGUGGAUCCACUGGAUUUGGAAAAAGACUUACAAACGCUGGAAACGGAGAAUGGGGAAGAAAAAUGCACUUUGAUAUUCUGGAUGCUGUUGAAUUUGCUGUCUCGAAGGGAAUUGCAAAUAGAUCGGAAGUUGCCGUGAUGGGGGGAAGUUAUGGUGGAUAUGAGACACUUGUUGCAUUAACAUUCACUCCACAAACAUUUGCAUGUGGUGUUGAUAUUGUUGGUCCAUCAAAUCUUAUUAGUUUGGUACAAGCAAUUCCUCCGUAUUGGCUUGGAUUCAGAAAGGAUUUGAUCAAGAUGGUUGGAGCCGAUAUUUCUGAUGAGGAAGGCCGACAAUCACUUCAAUCUCGUUCUCCAUUGUUCUUUGCUGACCGCGUGACCAAGCCAAUUAUGAUUAUCCAAGGUGCCAACGAUCCACGUGUCAAGCAAGCAGAAUCCGAUCAAUUUGUAGCUGCAUUGGAAAAGAAACAUAUUCCAGUUACCUAUUUAUUGUAUCCAGAUGAGGGUCAUGGAGUAAGAAAACCACAGAAUAGUAUGGAACAACACGGACAUAUUGAAACAUUCCUUCAGCAAUGUUUGGGUGGAGAGACACAACCAUUCCAACCUGGACAAUACAAUUCUUCAGCUAUUAUAAAAAAAAUCGGUAUCGAGGGUGCCGCAAUCGCUCGCCAAAAUCUCCAAAUUGCUCAAAACCAGUUUGCUCAACAAUUGCCACGUGGUCCAGUGGCUCCAUCAAUUUUCUAUAGACCGCCUGUCCGUGCUCAACGUGUCAUGCUAGCUCCAAAUCAAAACGUUAUGAACCGAAUUUUCCCGGUUCAAGGAUAACUUUUCAUUCGAAUUUUCGAAAUCAUUUGCUCCCCAGUUGUUUAUACAUACGUGUCCAAACCUAAUUUAAACAUUUUCUAAGUUUUUGUUUGCAUAUUGAUUGAUUUCAUGAUAACCAUUAGCUUUAUCAAUGUGUUUUUCAUUGUAUUUUUAAUUUUCUAAAUAUUGCCGAAAGCUUUAAAAUUGCACUUAAAAUGAAUUUAUUUUGAUAGAUU
Molecule: messenger RNA, 2444 nt
Organism: Caenorhabditis elegans
Lineage: Eukaryota; Metazoa; Nematoda; Chromadorea; Rhabditida; Rhabditidae
Gene: dpf-6
Product: Dipeptidyl peptidase family member 6
Exons: 8
Coding region: 7-2229 (740 amino acids)
Biological process (GO): proteolysis
Cellular component (GO): plasma membrane
Molecular function (GO): serine-type peptidase activity
Source: RefSeq, marked reviewed